AUGUUCUAUCCUGUGGACUCACUGAAGAGAGGUGGUAGAUUUUAUUUGUGUUGGAUCGCAGAUUCAUGGCCCUUACGAUUCGAAAAGUUAACACACAGGAACCAAAGACUGUGGUCCCAAGAUAUUCGAGAAAUAUGUGAUGCUUUGCAAGAAUUAAUGACCAAUGAGUCAGGUCGACCAACACACAGGUUUUCUCUUCGCCUCAGCUCCCAACUGAUGAGAGGCCUUGCACGUAUAUAUCAGAAAAAAGUUGAACUUUUUGUCCGUGAUAUGUGGAGAAUCAACUCUAAUGUAAUAAGAUACAGGUCGCACCAAGAACCAAAUGAACGUGCCGUGGUUCCCAGAAGACGGGCUGUGGUCGGAUUGCAAAGACUAGUCAUAGAGGAACAACCGGAUGAAGUGAACGUAGAAAAACUCAUUGAGAAUGCCGAUAACCUGGUGGCCCGAGAAGAAGACAUAACACUGCGAGAACCAACUCUUCCAGAGAUGCGGUUGAUAGACGACGGUUUCGGAGAGCUGAACCAAGAGCCAGUUGAGAUGAUGCUGGCUCAAGAGGUCUCAGCAAUGCAGCAAAGCGCCCUCGAUCUUCCGCUGGACUACUCGACGGAUAAGUCGCAGGACAAGUCCAGGCUCGUGGCGUACGACGCGGCGCAAAUGGAGAGGAUAUCCGAACACGACAUAUCGGUGUUUAGGAAAUCCGCAGGGGAAGCACCAACGCUAAUGGAUUUUGAAAAAGAGAUCCCUGAUAUAUCCGAAAUCCCGCCAUCCGAAAUGCCCGCUCCUGAACCACAAAACCAAGUACUAGAGCAACCAUUGGAAGAAGCCCAAGUCUUGGAGCCUCAUAAAGAACUACCAUCCAUACAGCAAGCGGAACAAGAAUCUGAACAAAUUGUGCUGGAGUAUAGAAUUAUAUUUAUAUACAUCGUGUGCGCGUGCGAUUCAAGAUACUCCACGUUGACAACAGAUUCCAUUGCGGCGAUGUUCUCGUUAAUUAAAAGGACGCUUGACGACUUCGAGCAAGGAAUCCAGAACGCAUUUCCAUCCGUUACACUUACUGAGGAGUUCAAAGAUGUCCUGAAGAAGGAGUUGCUGUUGAUUAAUGCGAGAUUGCGCUUCGGAUUCGGCAAAUGCUGGUCCCAUAAUGGUGCCGUGUGGAUAAUAGUGAACGGGACGCUAUUAAAAGUUGUAUCAGAGUCGGAUCUUGACAACGUCCUUAUUAACACUUCUACAGAUUCCGCACGUGAUAAGGCAACUUACACCAUUAGUUCAGACUCAGAGGACUUGGAAGAUGAACCGCAACAGAAAAGACGGAAAUUGAAGAAUAGACUCCUAAUAGACAAAACAACGAAAUUGAGUAGCAACUACCUCCGCGCUCGGAUAGGCAACGAUAGCGUGGAGUUGCGCUGCCAGGAUACGAGCGAAGAUGUUAUGACUCUCCACACACCGGCUGCGAUGUUGUUGGGUCGACCAACGCACAGCGGUCCAUGGCCACUAUCCAGAUUUGGCCAUACGUUGAGCUCCAUGUUCUCUUGGCGUUUGGCCAACACCGGAAGGACACCCGCAGCCGAUAGAGACGUUGAGGAACCCUUGACACGAAGACCGACCAUGCACUUAGAGACAGUUGGAGCGGAAAUACAGGCAGAGACGUCCGCUAACAAAAGUAUACAAGGACCGGAAGUGCAAGAUCACGUAAUUCAAGACAUAUCCAACAUAGAUAUAAGCGCGCGCAAUAUACCGGAAGUUGAUGCAUCUAUUCUGCCUGCGCAAGACGCUAUAGAAAUGGCCGAUUUGCCUACUCAGAAACUUUUGACCAUCUCUCAAGAACAACUGUCCAGCGAACUGGAGAAGCCGCCUAAAAAAAGACGACUUUCACAACGCGCAAGACCUUCUUUGGGCGUAUCAGCUGCUGAAGCGAAUAAAGAAAAUAUUCCUGUUGCAGUCAACAUGCCCGCUGCAGAAAAUAUACCCGCAAACAUACCUCUCAUAGUCCUUCCAGUGGAUGAAACGGAACAGCAGUCAAACGUCGAAACUCUCACUUCAAUGCUCCAAGUGGCCGGUCUAGCGGAUGCGCAAGAAAAGCACGCAGACGUAGCAAUCGUCACACAGAGAGAACGCAGAACAAAUGGCAGCGAUGGCUCGCAGACGCCGCUGGGUAGUUUGGACAGGACAAAAGUGUCUUUGGGCGACUCAGAAAAGACUACGGAUUCCAAGAGAUUUAUCAAUGAAGAGUGGGGCACCCAGGGGACAAUGUUCAAAAUAUUCCGCUGUGUCGUGAAGAAGGUCCCCAGGAUAACAGUGGACAACCUGGUACGCAGGGGACCCGUUAUAGAGGGCCGUCAGCGCAUAAUAGCGGCACGAUGCUUCAGCUCCAUACUGAAGCUGAAAAACCAUUGGUUCAUUAAAAUUAUUAAGAAUGAAGAAACAAACGAAAUAAAACAUAUUGAACUCGGACCAAGAAUAACGGAAGAACGUGAUAGAUAUGUGAAAUAACUUUGGUUAUGGAAGAUCUAUCUCACGGAAACCAUAUACUGUUGUAGUUUUGUAUAUUCUCAAUAUCUACAGUUUAACGUGCAUUAACCUGUCUAUAGUAUGUUUUCUAUUGUUUGUUAUUAAGCAAAAUACUUAUUUUACUUCCACAGCGAAUUUAAAGGACAGUUUGUUAAAAAAGCUCGUGUGUACUUUGUGCAAGCGUACAAAAUAGUACGCUUUGUGCGUAGUUACAGACAGUAGCUUCAGUGAUACAGAAUACUAGCCUAUACAUAAUCAGAGCCUUUGUUAUUGAGCCCCCGAUGAAAAAGGAUAUGGCUGGUCUUGUAUAUGUACUCCUAUUAUAUGACGGUCGACUCUCUCUCUCUCUUCUCCUCCUUAGAGUUAAUUUAAUCUUAUCUGUAUUAUUAUGGAAAUAUGUUUAUGAAAAAAUACUUACAUAAUUAAUAAAAGAAAUAUCCUUAUAUGUUAUUUAUUGGUAAGAUAUUUUUCAUGAACAAAUUGGUUAGAUAAAAAAACUAUGCUAUAAAACCUGUACCUUCAACAUCGCUUCGAUUUUAUCUUUAUUACUACAUUGAAAGUUAGGUAUUUAAAGACUGUCUAUUACAUUUAGUUUUUGAUACAUCAAACUCACUGAACUUAAAGAUGCAUUAUUGUUAAUCUUUAUAUCUUUUUUCAAACAUAACUUUCAACAUAACAAGUUGUGGACGAUAGUUUAGAGCUCGCAAAUGAGAGUUCUCUGAUUUAGUUACUUUUGUUCUAGAGCUUGUUUACCGUUUGUUUCUUUUUGAUAUCUAUUUACCUUGUAGAUUUUGAUAUGAUGUUUGUUAAUGUUCCUUAAUUAUAUGUUUUU
Pararge aegeria (speckled wood butterfly) is the source of this 3340-nucleotide messenger RNA. RefSeq lists its product as uncharacterized. Gene Ontology annotation, molecular function: protein binding; chromatin binding. NCBI's taxonomy places the organism in Eukaryota, Metazoa, Arthropoda, Insecta, Lepidoptera, Nymphalidae. Gene Ontology annotation, biological process: mitotic sister chromatid cohesion; replication-born double-strand break repair via sister chromatid exchange; synaptonemal complex assembly. The record is from RefSeq and is a predicted model, not a curated record. The coding region runs from base 1 to 2490 and encodes 829 amino acids. Gene Ontology annotation, cellular component: cohesin complex; synaptonemal complex. The transcript has 18 exons.